Messenger RNA from Hemicordylus capensis (graceful crag lizard), 2553 nucleotides. It is a transcript of the gene NOBOX, whose product is annotated as NOBOX oogenesis homeobox. NCBI's taxonomy places the organism in Eukaryota, Metazoa, Chordata, Lepidosauria, Squamata, Cordylidae. Gene Ontology annotation, biological process: regulation of transcription by RNA polymerase II. The transcript is spliced from 9 exons. The record is from RefSeq and is a predicted model, not a curated record. The coding region runs from base 129 to 2231 and encodes 700 amino acids. Gene Ontology annotation, molecular function: DNA-binding transcription factor activity, RNA polymerase II-specific; RNA polymerase II cis-regulatory region sequence-specific DNA binding.
GAUGAAGCUUCCUGCGAGCGCCUGUAGCUCAUGGCGCCGCCUGGCCGUGGCGCGGCGACUUGCGGGUUUCUAAGCGGCCUUCACGCGCCGGGAGGCCACCUCCCCACCCCACGCGCGCGGAGGGAAAGAUGGAACUUAGCGCGAAGCUGGAGCAACCAACACCUCUCGAGGACGCGGUGUGCAAGGAACACCUUGAGGAGCAAGAAGUAAAAAAUUUGAAAAAGCCACUGUUGUGCACAGAGCAGUUUGUUCAAACUGGGAACCCUGUGUGCAAGACUGGAGCUGAAAAUGGAGUGCUGACUUUGUUCCACACAAUGAUAAUAGAAAAUGAAUCUGUGAAGAAAGAAAAGGACUCUGACCUUGCUAAGGAUGAAGAAGCAGAUAGAACUUAUUACUUAGACCAGGGGCCUGGAUCACUUGGUCCACAGCCACCGGCUUUGAACUUCACCACCAUUUGCAGGCACCUGCCAACCUACUGUGGGGACACAAAUGUGAAUCCCCAUGAUCUAGGAGCUGAACUAAAUCAAGAAUUUGCCAAGCAGUCAGAGUCACAAGGAGAGGUAUACUGUCUUAAUAUUACAGAGACGAAAAAGAGUAGAAACAAUAGGAUUCUUGUAGCAAGCUCCCCAAAAACAUCCUCUGCUGUGCUUGAGGACAUGGAUAUACUAGAGCAGAUCCAGGAUGUAAAUCAGAAUCUGAGCCUGGGUCAUGCUACACAAAGAGCAGCCAGAUGUGCUGCAACUAACUCUACAGGCCACCAGUCCUGCAGACUUUCUGCAUUCCAAGUAUCCCGAAGCAGCCAGGAUGGAACCAAGGACAAAGAGGUUCCGCCAGAACCCCCAGAAGAACCCGUCCCACCUGCCCGGAAGAAGGCACGUACAUUCUACAGUCCUGAACAGUUAGAGGAGCUGGAGAAAAUGUUCCAUGAAGACCAUUAUCCUGACAAUGAGAAGCGCCGGGAAAUUGCUGCUGCUGUUGGUGUGACACCACAACGGGUUAUGGUUUGGUUCCAGAAUCGCAGAGCAAAAUGGAGAAAAAUGGAAAAACUGACAGUGAAAGGCAACAAGAAAUGCCCAGCUACAACAUCAACUUUGCCAGUAGGCCCCCAACAAAGUUCUCAAGGUGCAACACUGCUACCCAUGCCCUCACUAUCUGGCAAUAUGCAUGAUCCUUCCACCACACUAAAGAUGGAUACUACAACUGUCAACUAUUCUAGCAUGCACAGUGGACAGCCUGCACAGCUGAUCUCUACAUCAGUUGCCUCAUUUACUGGCAGGGCAACCCCGUAUGAACCUAUUCAGACCAAGACCAUCUCCCAAGGCACAUUUGGUUCUGUCAAGGAAGAAAUCUUUCCUGCUAUUCCAAGUCCUCCUCCUAUUCGUAGGGCCAGCCUCCCACUCAACAUGGUAUUUAACCCGAACAAUAAUAUUGUUCCGUUGAUGCUUGAUACCCCCAGCAGUGAAUACAGCCCAUCCAGUCAGGAAAGCAGCUCCUGUGAGGUCUUGACCUACAGCAGCCAGAGCCAAAGUAUCAGCUCUCCAGUGCAAUGCAAUUACCCUGAACAGCUGGAACCUACAGCCAAUCUAGAAAACCCAUAUUAUCACCCAAGCAACCAGGCUGGGGCCUUCCAGUACCCGCAACACCAGGUGUCUCAGUUGCACCACUUCCCAAUCCAUCUUAGCAGCAGUGUGUUGCCCACUGUCCGUCUCACACCAGCUACACCCAGUAAAUCCAGCACAGCUUUUUUCUCUCUACCUGGCAAUGGUGGGCUUGUGACCUGUCCUCGAGAGAACUCUGCUGCUCCAUAUCUACAAAAUCACAUAGGAGGACAGCUCCUAAUACAGCCAUCAGCAGGGGGCUCAGGUUAUAUCCCUGCAUUUCAGUCAGUGCCCUGGAAUGAGUUAUAUGUGCAAGGAGCUCCUUUCUCCAAUCCACUUUGCUCACAGAUACAGUUUUCUAGUGGAGGAGGAUGUUACUCUGCUGAACAGGCACAAUAUGCUCCAAAACAGUGCAUGCCCUCUAGUUCCUGUCUGCUUCAGCUACCUAGAGCAGCAGUGCCAGGAUCUACUAUGUUUGCUGCAAAGCAAAUGGUGUCAACAGAUUCAGAUUCAAACCCAGACUUCCAGUCUCAGGCAGAGCACAUGACACCACCUGAGGAGGACUCUGAUACUGACAAUAUCGCCAAAGAGGAAGAAAAGCUUGCUGAUUUCCCAGAAGAGAGCAACCAGUGAUUCAGCUUCCUCACAGAGAGAAUAGAGAGGAAAGAGAAAAUAAGAUAAGAUUUAUUAACAAUAAACCUUUCUUGGAGAUAAACAGAGAAAAGAAUGUACAAUGUGAAAUUAAGCACCUUAUCACAGACUGGCUCUAUUAUUAUUAUUGUUAUUAAUUUCUAAUUAUUUUAUUUAAGUUAUUCUGCUGAAGAAAGAAGCAGUGAAAUGUCAUUCAACAAGUAAAAUCAAGUCUUUUGUUAUGCAUACAAUAUCUUGGGAUAUCUUUCAUUGUACUUAAUAAAUCCAAAUUUCACAUAGUGCAAUAAAUCCAAAUUUCACACGA